UUACAAAGCUGCCCAAAAAACCCCUCGAUCCUCCCCUCAAUCCUCGAUCCUCCUCUUCUCUUCGCCGCCGGCGGGAGGUUCGCUGGCGAUGGCAUCACCCUCAUGUCCUGUUCGGCGGCGCAUCGAAGCAAAGGAGUCGCCGCUGCCGCUGCUAGCCCUCUCGGACGACCUUCUGGAGGAGAUCUUCAUCCGCGUCGGCUCCCCUGCCGACCUCGCCCGCGCGUCCACCGCGUGCGUCGCCUUCCGCCGCCUCAUCGCCGACCCCACCUUCCUCCGCCGCUACCGCUCCCUCCGCUCGCCGAUCUUCCUGGGCGUAAUCUACCAACCCUACCGAUGCUAUCAGUAUCCUCGUUACGACUUCCGAGCUGUCGAGACGCCCCACCCCAAUGCUGAUGUCGCUCAAGCUUUUGGCCGCGCCGCUUACUUCUCUUUCCGCUACAUCCCUCCUCUCCAACGGCACCAGUGGGAUGUCUGCGACGUCCGCGACGGCCGCGUACUCCUUUCCUAUUGCGAUUUUGGAGAUGCCGGCUUUGGCAACCUGGCCGUGUGCGACCCCUUGUCCCGGGAAUACGUGCUUCUGCCUGCCAUAGCUGACGGCCUUCUCGCCUCCGUCCUGCUCGAGGAAAUAUACGAGCUCGAAGAAUUCGAGGCCUCCUUCAUCCCUUCUAGGGACACGGAGGAGACGCCACUCAAAGUGAUGUACAGGGCGCGUAGCGCGACAAAGUCUGUGGUGCUUGUCUUCUCUCCAGACUCCGGCCACUGGAGUAUUGGUACAUGUACCACUUGGGAUUCUCUAAGCCUGAACGUCACACCAGACGACAAGGACACCUUCGUGGUGAGAUCUCCUCCGUCUUGGGCUUACCACUGCUGCUACUGGAGAGUAUACAGGAAGAACAAGCUGCUCAAGCUCGACACGAGAAGAAUGGAGUUCUCCACCAUUGACCUCCCACCUAAAAAUCAUGAGGAUGUGCAGCGUGUCAUUGUGGAGGCAGAGGAAGGCAAGAUUGCCAUGUUCAGCUAUGAUUUUGGUGGCAAAUCUUUGGAUUACUACACCUUUCUGCAGAAUGAUGGUGAGAAGGCCUACGCGUGGCAUUUGAAGAAUACAAUACCAUUGCCCACCGGUUAUAAGAAGUGGGAAAUCGAAGAUGCAGCUGCCGAAGGAUACAUUUUCCUCGUAGGGACUCGAGGACACUAUUCACCAGUUUUUUCACUUGAGAUUAAGACUUUUACUAUGGAGGAGUUCGAUUUGAGUAUUAAGAAUCCCUAUCGUUCUAUCUAUCCAUAUUUUGGUUUCCCACCAUCUAUGUCACCGAGAAGGCUACAAGGAUACGAAGCGGUAAGCUUUUUUUUUAGUUUAUCGUAGUUGUAUAUGCUGACUUUUUGUUAUCCACAGACUUUUAAAAUUAUUAUUGUCUUGUGAAUGAUGCAGGGAUUAUUUACAAUUUUAGCAUACAUGUUAGGCCUGAAAACCUUAUGAUAUACAAUAAUAUUGAUUUUAUUAGGUUCAUCCAGUUCGUUCAAAAAAAAAUAUUAGGUUCAUCCAAGUCUUGUCCCUUGGUUACCACAUAGAGUUUGUUUAUAAUUCUUGUGUUAACAUAAUUUUUCUAGUCUUUCUAGGAAACAUGUUUUUCUAGUAUCUAAGUAAUAAUCUCUACCGCAGCAAAAGUAAAACACAUUAUAAGAAAGAAUUCCUGAUCUUGUUGACGUGUUCACCAUGUAGUGCCAUGUAACAGGACGAUCGGAGAUCAUGUAUCAUAUAUUUUGCGUAUCAUGAAUCAAAGAUAAUUUUGCAUAAUCAAUUUAUUUGCUUGCUGUUUGACAAGAAAUUUAGGCCUUUCAUAUUACAAAUAUAUAGCUGCUACCGCUCUCAGGAAAAGGAAGUGUUAUGCACCUUUGUUUUUUAAUCAAGCUACUUUUGAGCGAUUGAGCUAAACUGUAACCUACGUACAUGCCUACACGGCUACACCCUAGGCAAGUUCUAGGACGGUGGUUUUCAAUUCUAAUUU
Panicum virgatum (switchgrass) is the source of this 2006-nucleotide messenger RNA. RefSeq lists its product as uncharacterized. The transcript has a single exon. The record is from RefSeq and is a predicted model, not a curated record. The coding region runs from base 89 to 1363 and encodes 424 amino acids. Gene Ontology annotation, molecular function: protein binding. Lineage: Eukaryota; Viridiplantae; Streptophyta; Magnoliopsida; Poales; Poaceae.